AUCGGGGGGCGCCGUGGUGGAGUUUGUGUUUUAGAAGAGGUUACAACGCUCCGUGUGGGAAGUACCGAAAGAAAGAGAGCAGCACUCAAUAAUUCAUAGUGCAGCCUGUGCGCAGACUACCGGAACAGAUAUCCUCGUAUCCUAUUCCUAAAUAAAUAGUUUUAUGCAAUUAGCGGACACCUACAGUAACCACGAUCUUGGUCACAGUCCCGCUGACUUUUUGACAGUCAAAUAGACUAGGAUAAUUGUCGAAAACCUCCACAGAUUGCGACAGGCUGCGAUGUUCAUCCUAGCAUAUGCUGUAUGAAGCAGCAGGUGGUAAUGGUGGCAAACAGCAGUAUCCAGAAACCAGAGGGAGGCAGCGCCAUGCUACAGCUCUAGCCACAGGCUGAGGAAUUCCAUGGACACUCAUUAACUCAAUGCCACAUAACCGGGAUUGAGUGGGAAGUUUGGGAAUAUCGGCCAGGGGAGGACUGAAUGGGCGGGUCACUAACUGACUGGUAGACUGCUAUGGAAGGAGCGGGAUCCACUGGAAUCUCUGUGAAUGUAACUCUCGGCUCAUUUCCCCAGGGGGAGUUGAGCUGGGGAUCGCUCAGCUAGGAUUAGAGACCAGUACCGAGUGUCUGCCUCUGCCAUCCCAUGCUUCUAUCUGUAGCAGACACAGUUGGGGCGUUGCUAUGGCAACACUUGCCCUGCACCGGGGUGUAGAGUUGUCUCAUCACUCGCUCUACACUCUCUGAUAUCUGAGAUUUUUUUACCUCGUCAUGCAAUAACUGGUGGAGGUCACCUGAGCCAUGGCCAAACAGGACUCCCCACUGUUCCUCCACGGCUUUGACCUGGGGGACGUCUUCAUAGACCCCCGGCCCCUGGGCAGCGGGACCACUGGUCUGGUUCUGUCCGCUGUGGACAAGCGCAGCGGCCAACGGGUGGCUGUGAAGAAGCUGGCGAUGCGUGACGUGGUCAGCGUGAAGCACGCCCUGCGAGAGGUCAAGAUCACGCGGCGCCUGCAGCACGAGAACGUGGUACGCGUGCACGAGGUGUUGGGCCCCUACGGCCGCCCGCUUCAUCGCGACCCAGCCCAGCUGAGCGCCCUGUACAUCGUCCAGGAGUGCAUGGAGAUGGACCUAGCUCACCUGCUGGAGCAGGGGCCACUUCCUAGCGGGCACACCACUCUGCUCUUCUACCAGCUCCUUCGAGGCCUCAAGUUCAUCCACUCAGCCAACGUGCUGCACCGCGACCUUAAACCAGCCAACAUCUUCCUCAACACAGACCAGUUACUGCUCAAGAUCGGCGACUUUGGCCUGGCCAGAAUCGUUGACCCGCACUACUCCCAUAAGGGCUACCUGUCAGAGGGCUUGGUGACUAAAUGGUACCGGUCUCCACGCCUGUUGCUCUCUCCCAACAACUACACCAAGGCCAUCGAUAUGUGGGCAGCUGGCUGCAUCCUGGCAGAGAUGCUAACAGGCCGCAUGCUCUUUGCAGGAGCCCAUGAACUGGAACAGAUGCAGCUGAUCCUGGACACGGUGCCUGUGUUGAGGGAAGAGGACCGCCUGGAUCUUCUGCAGGUCAUGCCCACUUAUGUCAGCCAUGGCUGGAAGGUCAAGAGGUCAUUUAGGGAGCUGAUCCCUGAGGUGGAGGUGGAGGCGGAUGCCAUUGAUUUUCUGGAGCGUAUCUUGACCUUUAACCCCAUGGACCGGCUGACAGCAGAAGCGGCCCUGUCCCAUCCCUUCCUGCAGCAGUACUCAUUUCCUCAGGACGAGCCCAUGUCGCCCCAGCCCUUCCGCAUAGAGGACGAGCUGGAUGAUAGCCUAAUCACGGAGCCUGGUCACAGCCAGGCCUUUAGCUCUCACUGGGACAGGUAUGAGACCAGCCUCUCAUCAGACUUCUGCUGGCAGCAGCAGGGUGGGUGUCAGUGCUUGCCUGGGGUCUUGGAGGUGGGUGACCCAGAGGAGGAUGAGGUCCUGAGGGAUCCCAAGGCAGGCUCUAACCCCUUGUUGGAGAAGGCCCAGGUGGACCCUCGCAAGUAUUCCAACAGCAGCUCUGCCGAGCGCUUCCUGGACCACUCCCACUCCUCUCUGGAGCGUGCUUGCGGGGGCGCGGCCUAUACUGAGCUGGACUGUGACCGUUCCUGUGACUACAAAGUGGGCUCUCCUUCCUAUCUAGAUAAGAUUGCGUGGAGGGAAGACAAACCGCAGCACUACUCCGAGCCCAAGCUGAUCCUGGACCUGUCUCACUGGAAGAGGAACAGACAGCUGCCGGUGCCUGAGCCUAGAGGGGCCAGUGUGGAGGAGCUGCCUGUGGAGGAGCCGCCUGGGGACCUGUUCCAGGAGAUAUCUCGGUGGGUGGAGAGCACUCAGUCUCGUCUCCACUCCCCCAGCCUGCCCCAGGAACCCCUGCCUUACUCCAGUUCACCCCCGCUGCCCCUCUCUCCCACUCCCCUCCCCGCCCCCCUCUUCCACUGCUGUUCGCCGGUCCUACGGCCCUCAGCUGGGCUGGACGAGGACGACACACUCAGCCCACCUGCCUCAUCCCGCUCCCCUCCCUCUCUGUUGCCCUCUUCUCCUCCGUCAAUGUCACCUCCGAUUCCUUCGGCGAUCCAUGAGCGCCUCCAGAUGCUUCCCUCCAGGGGGCAAGAGGGCCCGUUUGACCUGGAUGUGUUCAUCACAGCCCUGAAGCUGUGUGGUCAGAGUGAGGACCUCGGUGGAAACGCAGACGGGGCCAAACAGGCCAACAUCAAUGGCGUAUCCAGGCUUCCAGAGCGCAGACCAUCCCCACGUCAGACUCCCAACUCCUGAAAGGAGCUGGGUCCAAGGCUAACGCAGAGAGUACUGGUAGACUGAAUAGUGAACGCAUGUAGAAGGGGAAAAAAUGAAGUUGCACAUGAUUUAAUGGGUACAUUUGUUUUUUUCUUUACCCAUAAAUCAUUGGGGUGUGCGACUUUCUUUUCUUUUUUUUCAUAAGUAAGCGUUGCCUUGACACUAACCCUGCUCACUUAAACCAGUGGUGCUGCUACUUUGUUCAGAGCUACUUUUACUGUAUGUUACAAGAAUAAGAGGAGAGUGAGGUGUGGAUCAAGUUCCAUUUGGUACUGUUCGAACAACAUAAGCUUCUGGUGGUUUUGCUACGGCAUACAGUAUGUCAGUGUGGUCACUGCUGUAAAUGAAUGUACGUUGUACAGCCUAUGUUGCAUCAACGCAGCGGUGUGUACGCAUUACAAGAAUGCCUGCAAAGGAUCAACAUUUGGCUGGAGAGGAACUCCCGGGUAUUCCAUCGCAGAAUAGGUUGAAGAGAAAGCAAUCGGCUAUUUUUGGUUUACAUUUUUGUUGAAAUGACUCUUUUAAACAUAACCCUUUUGGCUGUUAAGAUAUCUUCCGAAUGAGAGUAGCUAUACAGUAGGUCUUCCUGCCGCAAAUAGCUAUUUAGAAUUAUACGAAUAUCUUCCAUUUAGCGGGAAGUAUUAUUUAUUUAUCUGAAAAGGAGUGCUCUCACAGUAACACAGUAAGAUAUCUGUCUAGCUUUUGCACACCCAUGUUCUCACGGCAGGGAGAUAUAAACGGAAGAGUGACAACACUGUAGUCAGCCUGUAGCUGAUUGUCAUCACCAGGCUGACGUCAGAAAGCCUUCGGAAUAGUCAUGCACAAGGAGCAGCAGCUAAAAGGUCACACACUCAUCAAGCACUCUAAACUCCUUGGCAGUGUCCCAAACGACACCCUAUUAUUCCCUAUUCCCUUUUGACCAAAGCCCUUUGAGGAUUAAAGGUGAAAAACGUGAAUUGCCUGUGUUUUUAUAUAUAUUUCUGCAAUAUGAGGUUGGAAUAAUACUGUGAAAUGGUGACCAUUAUGACGAGCAGUUUGAAAAGACCACCUGGAAGAGUUUCAAACCUCUCUGCCAAUAACAGCUAGUUUCCAGUUUUCCCCUCCCCACUACCAGACAGUCUAGCACAAUUCUUGCUAAGAAGCUAUCUUUGUUUGUUUUCAAUUAAAAAUUGUCAAAAAAUAAUCACAGUAAGGUACUUCAUUGUUACCCGUAAAUUAUUUGAUAUUGAGAUAAACAUGGCUGCAUUGGACCUUGUUUAAGGUUCCAUUUGGGACACACCCUUGUCUCCUGCUUUUACCAUUGUUCCUACUAGUCAACGACAGCGAACGUUCCAAUGUGGUUGGAUUUCAUAAUGAUAUUAUACUCUCGAGUCGUGAGCAAUUAAUCUCAUUGCACAAUAUCACCUGGCAUUCUAAAGGGGACACAAUAAGCGAGCAUAGUCAAUUCUGGAAAUUGCAGGGUGCAAACUGUUUUCAGAGCAGUGCGUUGUCAUUUUAACAUACAAAAAAAAAGCACAUUGGACAGACACUGCCAGGGACCAGGUUCAUAAAGACCAAUUAGGCUUCAUGUGCAGUGUCAGAUGCUAUCUGGGCAAGUCCAUGUUAUUUUAUUGGUAAAAUAGGAGUCCGCAAUAAUAUCAGAAAUAUCUUAUUAGAUCCGAUGUGCUUGUUGAGACAGAAUUAUGUACCUUUUAGUCUGGGAGUCGGGUUAUAAAUGUGCCUCAGAAUAGGCCUACAGGCUUUUGCACACCCAAAUAGGCCUAUGCUUCCAGCUCGCUCGCUGAAUGUAAUAGUUUUGCAUGGCUUGAGCCUUGAUAAACUAUCAAAUGAUUUUAACUAUAUAAAUUGUGGACCAUCUUUAUUUGAGGAUGUCCUGGUUGUAUCACAUAUGGUAGAAUCUGCAGCUUUUCCCAGCUGAAAUCAAUUUACACUAUCCCUUUUGCAGUUCCUCUUUUUGCUGAUCAACUAAAAAUAAAAGUUUACUAAACA
Salvelinus fontinalis (brook trout) is the source of this 4805-nucleotide messenger RNA. Its product is annotated as mitogen-activated protein kinase 4-like. Gene Ontology annotation, cellular component: cytoplasm; nucleus. Gene Ontology annotation, biological process: cell surface receptor signaling pathway; protein phosphorylation; intracellular signal transduction. NCBI's taxonomy places the organism in Eukaryota, Metazoa, Chordata, Actinopteri, Salmoniformes, Salmonidae. The record is from RefSeq and is a predicted model, not a curated record. The transcript has 7 exons. Gene Ontology annotation, molecular function: MAP kinase activity; ATP binding. The coding region runs from base 795 to 2795 and encodes 666 amino acids.